Striga hermonthica is the source of this 807-nucleotide messenger RNA. The record is from the annotation of a GenBank genome assembly. Lineage: Eukaryota; Viridiplantae; Streptophyta; Magnoliopsida; Lamiales; Orobanchaceae.
AUGAAUCGAGGAGCAGAUCCCAAUCCAUUCGACGAGGAAGAGCCCGAAGUCAAUCCAUUUUCGAGUGGUGCAGGAUCAAAAUCUCGCAUACCUAAGGUGGUUGCAAGUACACUAGGUUUCGGUCAGAAACAUGAUGCCACUGUGGAUAUACCACUAGAUGCCAUGAAUGAUUCCAAGAAGAAGGAGAAGGAACUUGCAAACUGGGAAGCUGACUUAAACAGGAGAGAAAGGGAUAUCAAACGAAGAGAAGAUGCUGUCACCAGCGCUGGUGUUCCUGUGGAUGAUAAAAACUGGCCGCCACUUUUCCCCAUUAUUCAUCAUGAUAUAGCUAAUGAAAUACCAGUUCAUGCUCAGAAGUUGCAGUAUCUGGCAUUUGCAAGCUGGUUAGGUAUUGUCCUUUGCCUUGUUUUCAAUGUCAUUGCAAUCACUGUUUGCUGGAUAAGGGGUGGUGGAGUCAGGAUCUUCUUGCUUGCCAUUAUAUAUGCCCUGAUGGGUUGUCCCCUUUCAUAUGUACUGUGGUACAGGCCUUUGUAUCGUGCAAUGAGGACUGAUAGUGCACUGAAGUUUGGCUGGUUUUUCUUGUUUUAUUUGCUACACAUUGGUUUUUGCAUUCUUGCUGCAAUUGCCCCACCAAUCGUCUUCCAUGGAAGAUCAUUAACGGGUAUUCUUGCAGCUAUUGAUGUUUUCUCUGACCAUGUUGUGGUUGGGAUCUUUUACCUGGUUGGAUUCGCGUUAUUUUGCUUAGAGACACUGUUGAGCUUAUGGGUACUUCAGAAAGUAUAUGCAUAUUUCAGGGGAAACAAGUGA